Salvia splendens (bonfire salvia) is the source of this 5718-nucleotide messenger RNA. RefSeq names its product probable disease resistance protein At1g58602. Lineage: Eukaryota; Viridiplantae; Streptophyta; Magnoliopsida; Lamiales; Lamiaceae. Gene Ontology annotation, biological process: defense response to other organism. The transcript has 11 exons. The coding region runs from base 308 to 2992 and encodes 894 amino acids. Gene Ontology annotation, molecular function: ADP binding. The record is from RefSeq and is a predicted model, not a curated record.
UCUACAGUGCGCUGGAUUGGUGUCUGCAUAGUUGCUCAAAUUAGUGUGUUCAAUUGCUAUUGAUGUGGUUCUGAAUCCUCAAUUUCUUUGAUUUUUCAGUGGCUCAGCCAAAAUUGAAGAUGAACUGGCGGAAAGAAAGACGGAGGAGAAUUUUAGAUGAAUUUCAAAGAGUUGGUCAGAAAGCUAACCGGGUGCGAAAUGGCGAUAACAAUAUAUAGAAACCCUUCGGAAUCUGCUGCUUGAUGAAACCAAAUUCUUGUCGGGGGUGGGCAGUCAAGUGAAGGGAUUGGAAUCACAGAUCAAGGAGAUGCAGUGUCUGCUUGAGGACACCGACAGAUCAAGACAUCACGGAAGCAGGAGCAUUGGUUACUGGAUUCUAGAAAUCAGGGAUCUCGUGCACCAAGCUGAAGAUGUUAUUGAAAUGUAUUCGGUUAUGCAAAUUUCUUUGAAAAGAGGAAGGGGCAUUAGACAGUUUUUCCAAAGAUUUUCUUGUGUCUCAAACCGCUGCUGCAGACUCCACAAGAUCGGUCUGGAGAUUUCAGAAAUCAGAACAGAUAUUGGAAGAGUAUAUAAAAGCAUGCAAGAAUAUGGGCUAAGAAGUAUUGUUCAAGAAGAAAACUCAGGUCCGGCGAGUGAAAACCAAAUAUGGAAAAGAAAAACAUAUUCUUUUGAAACCAAUGAUUGCUUUGUUGGAAUGGAGGAAGAUUUGAAGCGACUUGUUUCUCUUACAGUUGAUAAUAACCUAAACCGGGUUAUUUCUGUGUGGGGAAUGGGUGGACUCGGAAAGACAACCAUUGUUCGGAGAGUGUACAACCAUGCUAACGUUAAGCAUGCUUUUGAUUCCUUUGCCUGGGUUUGUAUUACUCAACAAUGCCGAAUUAGAUUUGUCUUGGAAGAAGUCCUUAAGCAGUUAAUGCCACAAAAGAAGGAAGAUGCUAUGCAUCUAACUGAUACAGAGUUGGUUGAGCAACUCUUUCAAGUCCAAAAAGAUAAAAGAUGUGUAAUUGUAUUGGAUGAUCUCUGGAAAAUUGAGCACCGGGAUUGUCUGUUGGAUGUAUUUGUAGAUAGCAAGAUUUUGAUGACAACUCGAAAACAGAAUGUUGCAGAUGUGGGAUUAUCCUACAAACUUGGGCUCCUAAACAUGGCUGAUGGCUGGCAACUGCUCAAAUGCAAAGCAUUUCCACGAGGCUGUGUCCCACCAGACUUUGGGCCACAAAUUGAAUUGUUUGAGGAAGUUGGUAAGAAGAUGGUGAAAAUCUGUGGCUAUCUACCAUUAGUAAUUUCUCUGCUGGGAGGGAUCUUGAGCAAACGGCGUUCAUCGAAAGAGUGGGAGUUGGUAAAUAAAAAUAUCGAUGAUUACUUGUUUAGUGCUGGAAGCACGGAUCAGGACAAUAGGAUUAAUGCGGUAGUACUAGAUUUAAGUUAUGAGGACCUACCGUCUUACUUGAAACCUUGUUUUCUUUAUAUGGGUCAAUUUGUAGAAGAUCAAUAUGUAUAUGGUGACAAUCUAUACAUGUUGUGGAUAGCAGAAGGCUUGAUUUCAGUCGAGAAUCGAGCGAGUGGGGAGACAUUGAUGGAUGUUGCAGAACUCUACUUGAGUGAAUUGGCAUCUAGGUGCAUGGUUGAAAUUGUAGCUCAGGAUACUGUAUCAAGUAAACGCUAUGUAUCCUGCCAUCUUCAUGAUGUCGUACGAGAUCUAUGUUUGCUGAAGGGGAAGAAGGAGGACUUUCGUCUCAAGGUUGUGAAUUGCCAAGGGGGAAGACUUGAUGUGUUGAGUCCAUCUGUUUUGGGUAUUAAAACACGAUACUUGGCAAUGCAUUUUAGAGGCGAAGUGGAAGUAGAACAUGAUGAAUUGACGACCAACCAUGAAGAAACUACCAAACACAUUCGAUCUCUCAAGUUAAUUUGUCAUUCAAAACAGAGGAAGAUCAACUUCCCAAAAAGUGUUCUUGAAUAUUUCUAUAACUUCAAAUUGGUCAGAGUUUUAGUAUUUGAAGGCUGCAACUUCCAAGGAAGAAAAUUACCAAAAGAAAUUGGUAAUCUAAUUCACCUUAGAUACUUGCGGUUGCGAAAUUGUGAAUUUACCGAAUUGCCAUCCUCCAUCAGCAACUUGAUAUACUUGUCCACGCUCGAUCUAUUCCAUUCAUGGGAUGUCCGUAUACCAAAUGUUUUGCACAAACUGAUUCAGUUAAAGCACUUGUUUCUUCCUGAUUACCGAAAGACCAGCAAUGCCAUUGCCAGAAACUACCAGCUUAGCUUGGAAGGCCUAAGUAGGCUGGAGACGCUGAUUGGGUUUGACAGCUUGUUCCAUGAUUGGAAAUCUGUAUCGAGAAUGAAGAAUCUCCGACGACUUCGAGCCACAGUGCAUGAUGUAAAAACACUAUCAGAAAUCAUUUAUGAUCUCAAAACAUACAGGGAUAAUCUGCAAGAGUCUACACUUAUAAUCAGAGAUGGUUGUGAGCUGACUUCUUUGGAACAAGAGGUGCCAAUUCUGAGGAAGCUGUUGACAUGUCCCAAUCUUCAUUCCUUGUGGAUAGACGUGCACACACCGAACCUGAAACAAGAAAUCAAAACUCAACUAGUUUUCCCAAGACUUGUGUUCUUGACAUUGAGAAACUGCAAAAUAGAGGAUGACCCGAUGCAGAUGCUGGAGAUACUUCCUUGCCUAGAAUCUUUGUGCUUAUGGCCAUGUUCUUAUGUGGGGAAAAAUAUGACUUGUAGUGGAUCAGGCUUCUGUAAACUCAAAACCAUUCAACUGUGGGGUUUGCUGAAUUUGACAGAGUGGAAAGUUGAGAAAGGAGCCAUGCCGAUCCUUUCUGAGCUUGAAAUUAGGGACUGUCCAAAGUUGGGGAAGAUUCAAGAUGAACUGAGAUCUAUUACAAAUUUGGAGGAACUGGAGAUUUCCGAAUUGCCAGGAUUUGGAAAAUGGGUUUGUGGGAGAAAGAGAGGAGUUCAACACUGUUUGCCAUGCUCCUUUCGUCAUCAUCCCUAAAUCGAAUGAAAACAGGUGUCAAAAGAGGUUCAGAUCAAUUUCGAGCUGGAUUGAUAGGUAACAUUUUUUGCCUAACUGGUCGAACUGCCCAUUUAGCCCAAGGACUCUGCUCUAAAAAUAUGCCCUUGGCCUGAAAUUUCUGCUUCUGAGGUCAGCCUGGACCAUCUUCUAGGCUUACUAUAUUCCAGCCCGACCCUUACUCGAGCAAACCUCUAUUCGUGAUCGUGAUGUAACUCCUGCUUCAGGUGAAUAGCUUUUUUUACUUCCUAAUGUUCAUAUGGAAGGAUGAAAAAAAAUCAUAAAGCAGGAAAUGCAGUUUGAGUAAAGAAAUUAAAGAAAAAGGUUGAUAAUUCAUUAAUUGCGCAGCAUUAAUUCCAUGCUUUGGAUACAAGUUGUUCCUUGAUUGUUAAAGAGGUUAAUUGAAGAAAUGAGCGAUGAAGAAAGCUUACGCGACUAUCAGUUUAAACUGACCAUGCAACAGCAAUGGGAAAAAGUGGCGAUGAAAUAUGAGGAAGAUACAAAUGCCCAUACCCUCAUGCUUACCAAAUUAGAGGACACAGCUUUCCAUAUAGCUAUCUCCAGUUACAACCCUGAUUGCUGCAACGCACCCCAUGAAAGCUUCACUCUCAAAAUGUACUCUUUGAUGAAUGAUACAAAUUCAUUAUGUAAAGUGCUCAAGAUGCCUAACACGAGAGGAGACACCCCUCUCCAUCUUGCAGCUGCAGUUGGAUGGGAGUCCUUGUGGCUUCAGUGGAUCCAAAUCUCAUUGAGAUCCGCAAUGCUAAUGGUGAGACGCCAUUGUUCAUUGCAGCUCAUCACGGCAACCUUGAUACGUUUGUCUCACUCCAUGGCAUCUACAUCAAAGAUGGGAAUACCGUCUUGCACUCUGCAAUUUCUGGGGAAUACUUCAAAUUAGCCUACUUUAUAUUGGAGCACUACAAGAAUCUUCUCAAUUAUUUUAAUGUUGAUGGAGGAACCCCUCUCCAUGUUUUAGCAAGGAAGCCUAACUUGUUCAAAAGCAGCUCACAGCUUGGAUCCUAUGAAUCAAUUAUCUACCACUGUCAGAAUCCUAGUUUCAGAUUCUCUCUAUACAUAUCAUCAGUUGCAUAAGUUUUGGAGGUGCUAAUGGAAUUUGUGGUAUGUGGAUAAGUUGUAUUUGUUGAUGUUCUGAAGAAACAACCCAAUCACAAAUCCACACCGAUUAACGGCUCAAGAAAUGAGAAAUUCCCGGAGAACUACAAGACAUGUGUGAGCAUCUCCCGUCUAGUAUGGAAUCCAAUUUACGAGAGUAUUAAAGCUGGCCUUUCUAGAUCCGAGAAGAAAAAGAGUAUUCCAAAUGAUGUAGAAGAUCAACCGUACGAGGAGCAUGGCGUUCCAAUAUAUGAGAGUUUCUUAGCUGGUUGUUCAAGAUCCAAGAAAAAAGAUGCUGCUUCUCCUGAUAAAAACAAAGGUGCAGAGGCAGAGAGCAAAGAUUAUGGUUCCUAUCCUCCCAAUUACACAACUUGCAUUUUGAUUUUCAAAUUUGCCACAAAGGUCAUCCUAACAGUUCUGGAGUUGGAUUCUUGAAGAUACAAAAGAUUCACGAGAAGAAAGUACGACACUGUCAUGCGAUGCAGAUCAUGGAUAAAAUGAUCGAGUUUUAACCAAGUUACAAAUACGAUAGCAAUGGGCAGCGCCCCGGCCAUCCCUCAGAAGCAUCGAGUAGUAUUCCGAAUAUGCCUCCCAUUGCUGAAGAAUCCGAGACCACAGAAUCUAACAUCGAAGUGAAGGACAGUACUCCACUACUGGUAGCUGCUAAAAUGGGACUCCCAGAAAUGGUGAAGAAGAUACUUGAUGCAGUUCCCGUAGCCAUCCAAGAUUAAGACUCGGAAGGGAAGAAUGUGCUGAUGUUGGCAGCAGAGCACUGGCAGACAUAUGUGUUUGAUUUUCUGGUGCAGAGAAAGCUCCCCGAAUAUGUGUUUCACCAUUUUGACAAUGAAGGGAAUAGCAUCCUCCACCUCGCUGCAAAGCUGGGAGAGAAGCAGCCGUGGCGCAUUCCUGGUGCUUCUCUGCUGAUGCAAUGGGAGAUCAAAUGGUACAAGCAUGUGUAGAGAUGCGUUCCAGCGGUGUGUUACAGUCACCACAACGUGAAGGGCGAGACUCCAAGGAAGAUCUUCUCACAAACACAUGAGAAUUUAGUGAAGUCAGGAAACGAGUGGCUGGUCAAAACCUCAGAAUCCGUGGUGGCUGGGCUCAUCGCCACCUCCGCCACGGUCCCGGGCGGCCUAGACCAAAGCCACGGGUACCCUAUCCUGAGAGACCGCAGAGCCUUCGACAUCUUCUCAAUCGCUUAGCUGAUUGCGCUCUGCCUGUCCAUCACGGCGCUCGUGUUCUUCCUGGCAAUCAUCACCUCGCUAUUUCAAGUGAGACCUGCCUCGGAAGCUGCUGAUGGGGCUGAGUUGUCUGUUCUUGGGCAUAGUGGCGAUGCUGCUGUCGGUCUGCGCGGGGCAUACUUUUAUACUGAGGGAGAAGCUGAGGAUUGCGGCGCUGCCGAUAUACGCGGUGGCUAUGAUACCAGUCAUGCUUUUUGCAAUGGGGCAGUUGCGUUUAUACUUAGAUCUUCUAAGUGACUAGAUAUAUAUCCUCAUUAAUUAUUGUAAUCGCUCUCAAUAAUCUAUCAUUUUUUGUAUAGAUUUACUUUGAUUCUUAGCUCUUAUAUGAUAUAUCAAUAUUCAACUUUGCUUCUA